AUGGGCAGCCUGCCCGCCGACGAGGCGCCGCCCGAAAACGACAUCAUGCAGCUGGCCCGCAUCGGCGACGUGGCCGGCAUGGAGAAGCUGUUUGCCUCGGGCGAGUACGACGCCACGUACAGCGACGACGAGGGCAUCACGCCCUUACAUUGGGCCGCCAUCAACAACCAGUACGCCAUGUGCGCGUUCCUCAUCGAGCACGGCGCCGAGCUCAACAAGAAGGGCGGCGAGUCGGUCGCCACGCCUCUGCAGUGGGCGGCCCAGCGAUGCCACUACUAUACCGUCAACCUGCUGCUGCAGCGCGGCGCGGACCCCCUCAUCACCGACUCCCAGGGCUACAACACGCUGCACAUCUCCACCUUCAACGGCAACGUGCUGCUCAUCGUCCUGCUGCUGCACCAGGGCAUCCCCGUCGACGUCCUCGACAGCUACGGCCACACGGCGCUCAUGUGGGCCGCCUACAAGGGCUUCCCGCAGCUGGUUGACGUCUUCCUGCGCUGGGGGGCCAAUGUCCACGCCACGGACGAGCAGGGCUUCACGCCGCUGCACUGGGCGCUGGUCAAGGGUAACGCCGCCUGCGUCCUCAAGAUGAUCGAGUACGGCGCCGACCGCUUUGCCAAGACGGACACGGGCAAGACGCCGGCGCUGACGGCCACGGAGCUCAACACCACGGCGGCCUGGCACCGGGCCCUGCGCGAGUGCGGCUACGACGAGGACGGCCAUGUUGCGACGCCCCCGUGGCCCGGCGCGAGCUACUUUCUCAAGGACAAGAAGGCCUUUCUCACCCGCUUCCUGUUCCUGUGGCCCUUUCUGAUGGUGUGGCUGGUGCUGGUGACUCUGUCCGGCUUUCCCGUCUACUUUGGCCUGCCGCUGGCUGUAGGCGUGGCGUAUGGCUUGCUGUGGGUGGCCAAGCAGGUGCUGGAGUAUGCUCCUUCGGAUAUGCGCGCAUUCCACAAGACUCCGUGGAUGGCGGGCAUCUUUGCCGGAUCUCUGUUCCUAGUCGGCGUUAAUUGGCUCUUCUACGUCCUGCCGGCAACCAUAGGGUGGCAGGGCUCCUCUUCCCACCUCCUCCUGAACCUUGCCUUUGCAGCCGCCUUUGGCUUGACCACCUUUUUCUACAUUGCCUCGAUCCGAUACGACCCCGGUUUUGUGCCCAAGAUGAACGGCAUUGCCGAGCAGAGGGCCGUCAUCGACGAGCUGCUCAAGUCGUGGAAGUUUGACGAGUCCAACUUUUGCGUCGUCUGCAUGAUCCGCACGCCCUUGCGAAGCAAGCAUUGUCGUCGGUGUCAGCGAUGCGUGGCCAAGCACGACCACCACUGUCCAUGGGUGUACAACUGCGUUGGCGUCAACAACCACCGCCAGUUCUUCUUCUAUCUCAUCUUCCUUACCAUUGGCAUUCCGCUAUAUGACUGGCUUUUGUACUACUAUUAUGAACAGAUUACACCCUCAGCCUCCGAGUCUUGCACCCUCUUCGGCCCUAACAUCUGCCGAUAUAUCAAUGCCGACUCCUACACGCUCCUCCUCGCCAUGUGGGCAUCUCUUCAGCUGCUAUGGGUCUCCAUGUUGCUCUUCACGCAGUUCAUUCAAGUCGCGCGUGCCAUGACCACGUACGAGAACAUGACGGGCAUUCGUGCUAACACCUCGUUGUCCACGGCCUUUACAUCCACAGGCGCUCCUCUCGACCCCAACCACCCGUCCCUUUCGGCCCCUGCUGCGCCAGCAAGCGGCCACGCCCACGGUCACAAGCACAAGGGCGGACUGUUGAAGCAGUGGAGCCAGCUGCUAGGCGUUGAUCCCUUUAUUGAGACGAUUACCGGCCGCGGCGCGGCUACGACUAAGAACAAGCGUAAGAAGAAGAACCCCUACAGCAGGGGCUGCGUUACAAACUGCAAGGACUUUUGGUGCGAUCCUGCACCCAUCUUCAGCCAGCGCGAAUCUGGAUAUGCAAUGCUCGGUGGCGACAAGGUCGACUACACAGCCAUGUAUGAGACGCCGGCUCUCAUGAACAUUACCGGAAUGAGACGAGGCGGCUACGAGGCAGUGCAGACUGAAGAGGAGGUUUGA
Trichoderma reesei QM6a is the source of this 2064-nucleotide messenger RNA. RefSeq lists its product as hypothetical. Gene Ontology annotation, biological process: protein palmitoylation. Gene Ontology annotation, molecular function: palmitoyltransferase activity; protein binding. The record is from RefSeq and is a predicted model, not a curated record. Lineage: Eukaryota; Fungi; Ascomycota; Sordariomycetes; Hypocreales; Hypocreaceae. The coding region runs from base 1 to 2064 and encodes 687 amino acids. Gene Ontology annotation, cellular component: Golgi membrane. The transcript has 5 exons.